AUGUCGGAUAUUCCCAUUGAUUUCACCGAGUUGGUUCAGUUGACACAGUUGGGUAUAUCACCCUCCUCGUUGGACUUCAAAUCGACUACUUUGGAGUCCGACCGUUAUAUAUGCUGUCGUGAACAAGGUUCUCAGGGUAAUACGGUUGCUAUUGUUGACUUGAAGAAUAAUAAUGAGGUUACUAGAAAAAAUAUGACCGCUGAUAAUGCUAUAAUGCACCCGACAGAGAACAUAAUCAGUUUGAGAGCCAACGGCACAACAUUGCAGAUUUUCAAUUUGGGCACUAAGCAGAGAUUGAAGGCUCAUACUAUGCAAGAGCCAGUAGUUUUUUGGAAAUGGCUCGAUAACCAGCAUUUGGGUCUUGUGACUCAAGCGCUGAUUUAUCUCUGGAACGUGUUCGACGGUAGCAAUGAUGGUCCCAUAAAGCUCACUGAUCGCCACCAUUCUUUGAACAAUGCUCAGAUUAUCAAUUUUGUUGCUGAGCCAACAGAAUUGAAUUGGUUUGCUAUAACCGGGAUUGCUCAAGAAGAUGGUAGAAUUGCUGGGCAUAUACAGUUGUACUCAAGAUCAAGAAACGUAUCUCAAGCUAUUGAAGGUCACGUUUGUAAAUUUGCUUCAUUGACUUUGACUGGCGCAUCACAACCUACCAAGGUAUUCUGCGUUGGUAACAAAAACGCCCAGGGACAAGGAAAUAUGCACAUUAUUGAAAUUGACCACGUUGAAGGAAAUCCCUCAUUUCAAAAGAAAGUCGUUGAUAUUUUUUUCCCGCCAGAUGCAUCAAAUGAUUUUCCAAUAAGUUUACAGGCAUCAAACAGAUAUGGAAUCGUUUAUAUCUUGACCAAAUAUGGGUUCAUUCAUUUAUAUGACAUGGAGUCGGGCUUUAACCUAUUUGUUAAUCGAAUCACUGCUGAUCCCGUCUUCACCGCCACUAGUUAUAAUAAUGGUACCGGUAUUUUGACCGUUAACAAGUCCGGCCAGGUUUUGAGCGUUGAAGUAUCAAGAGAAAAAAUUAUCCCCUAUGUGUUGGAAAAAUUGGCCAACGUACAAUUGGCUUUAAGUUUAUCGUCUCGUGGCGGGUUCCCUGGAGCGGAAAAUUUAUUCAAUCAACAAUUUCAAAAUUACUUGAAUCAGGGGGAUUAUACUAAUGCCGCUAAAAUAGCCGCAUCCCUGGAACAAUUGAGAACUCAGGAUACUAUUAACAAGUUGAAACACAUCACUCCACAACCAGGGCAGAUAUCUCCAAUUUUACAAUAUUUUUCAACUUUAUUGGAUAGAGGAAACUUGAACAAGUACGAGUCUAUUGAAUUAGCCAAACCCGUAUUACAACAAGAUCGUAAACCAUUGUUUGAAAAAUGGUUGAAGGAGGAUAAAUUAACCUCGUCCGAAGAGUUGGGUGAUAUUGUCAAAUCUUAUGGUGAUGCUGCUUUGGCCUUGGCCGUGUACAUUAGAGCCAAUGUCAACGUCAAGGUUGUUUCUUGUCUAGCUGAAUUGGGACAAUUUGAUAAAAUUUUACCUUAUUGUGAAAAAGUUGGAUAUAUGCCGGAUUAUACCAGCUUGAUUCAAAACUUGGUUAGGGUUAACCCAGAUAAAGCUAGUGAAUUUGCUACAUCCUUGUUGAACUCUCCUGAAGUUAAAUUAAAUAUUGAACAAAUUGCAGAUUUAUUCUUUUCUCAAAACUAUAUCCAACAAGGUACCGCCUUUUUGUUAGAUGCUUUAAAAAAUGAUUUGCCAUCUGAAGGACACUUGCAAACAAAAGUAUUGGAAAUCAAUUUAUUGCAUGCACCACAAGUUGCUGAUGCAAUAUUAGGGAAUCAAAUGUUUAGCCACUAUGAUAAGCCAACAAUUGGGAAGUUAUGUGAGAAGUCAGGUUUGUUUCAAAGAGCCUUGGAGCAUUAUGACGACUUGAAGGAUAUAAAGCGGGUUAUUGUACAUACCAACGUCUUACCUAAUGACUGGCUAGUUUCCUAUUUUGGUCAGUUGAAUGUUGAUCAAUCUAUAGCUUGUCUUCGCGAAUUAUUGAGUCACAACAUGGCCCAGAAUUUGCAAGUUAUUAUACAAGUGGCUACAAAGUAUUGUGAUUUGAUUGGUGCUAUAAAAUUAAUCAAAUUGUUCGAGGAAUACAAGUGCAAUGAAGGGUUGUACUAUUUUUUGAGCUCCAUCGUCAACUUGACUCAAGAUCCUGAUGUCGUUUUCAAGUAUAUUCAAUCAGCAGCAAGAAUGGGACAGACCAAAGAAAUUGAAAGAGUUGUUAGAGAUAACAAUGUUUACAACGGAGAAAGAGUAAAGAACUUUUUGAAAGAAUUCAAAUUGGAUGAUCAAUUACCCUUGGUUAUUGUUUGUGAUCGAUUCAAUUUUGUCCAUGAUUUGAUUUUGUACUUGUACAAGAAUCAGUAUUUCAAAUUUAUUGAAGUUUAUGUUCAAUCAGUCAAUCCUUCUAAUACUCCUCAAGUUAUUGCUGGAUUGUUGGAUGUUGACUGUGACGAAAAUGUCAUUAAGAAUUUGUUAAUGUCUGUUCUUGGCCGUGUCCCAAUCAAGCCAUUAGUUGAAGAAGUUGAAAAAAGAAACAGAUUAAAGAUUUUGUUGCCAUAUUUGGAGAAAACAUUGGAAGGCGGAUCCAACGAUCAAGAAGUUUUCAAUACUUUAGCCAAAAUCUAUAUUGAUUCAAACAACUCACCAGAGAAAUUCUUGCAAGAAAAUAACAAUUAUGAUACUUUGGUAGUUGGUAAAUAUUGUGAGAAGAGAGACCCUUACUUGGCUUACAUCUCAUACUCCAAAGGUGGCAAUGAUGACGAGUUGAUCAAGAUUACAAAUGAAAACAAGAUGUACAAAUACCAAGCUCGAUAUUUGUUACAUAAAUCUGAUCUUGAUUUGUGGAAUAAGGUUUUCAGUUCAGAUAACAUUCACCGUAGACAAUUGAUUGAUCAAGUUAUAUCAACUGGUAUACCAGAAUUGGAUGACCCUGAACCAAUUUCAAUCACAGUUAAAGCGUUUAUGGAAAAUGAUCUUCCUGAAGAACUUAUGGAGUUAUUGGAAAAAAUCAUUUUAGAGCCAUCACCAUUUAGUGAAAAUGCUUCAUUGCAAGGCUUGAUGAUUCUUACAGCUAUCAAGGCUGAUCCAUCAAAGGUUUCCAACUAUAUUGAAAAAUUGGAUAAAUUUGAUCCUCACGAAAUAGCACCAUUGUGUAUUGAUAAUAAGUUAGCUGAGGAGGCAUUCCAAGUAUACGAUAAAUUCGAGUUGAGAUCAGAGGCUAUGAAGGUUUUGAUUGAAGAUAUCGUUUCCUUGGACAGAGCAGAACAAUAUGCUGAAAAAUACGAUACAUCUGAAUUAUGGUAUCAAUUGGGUACUGCUCAAUUGGACGGUUUACGUAUUCCUGAAGCUAUCGAGUCUUAUGUGAAAUCCAAGAACCCCGAGAACUUUGAACAAGUUAUCGAUAUUGCCGAACAUGCAGGUAAAGAGGAAGAGUUGUUACCAUUUUUAGAAAUGGCCAGAGAGACGUUGAGAGAGCCUGUUAUUGAUGGUGCCUUCAUUAAUGUUUAUGCUACAUUAGACAGACUAAGUGAUAUGGAGAAAUUUGUAGCAGGGUCCAAUGUUGCAGAUUUGGAAACUAUUGGAGAUAAGUUAUUCGAAGCUAAGAACUAUAAGGCAGCAAAGAUAUUGUUUGCAAAUGUUUCCAAGUAUUCCAAAUUGGCAACUACAUUGGUGUACUUGGAGGAUUUCCAAGGAGCAGUAGAUUGUGCAAGAAAAGCUUCGAAUAUUGAAGUUUGGAAACAAGUGAAUAAUGCAUGUAUUGAGAAUAAGGAAUUUAGAUUAGCACAAAUUUGUGGAUUGAAUUUGAUAAUUGAUGCUGAGGAAUUGCCUGAGUUGGUAAAGACUUAUGAAUACAACGGAUACUUUAAUGAAUUGAUUUCCUUGUUUGAGAGUGGAUUAGGUUUGGAAAGGGCUCAUAUGGGUAUGUUUACUGAGUUGGCUAUCUUGUAUUCCAAAUACAGCCCCGAGAAAGUUAUGGAACAUUUGAAAUUGUUUUGGUCAAGAAUCAAUAUCCCCAAGGUGUUGACUGCUUGCGAGGAUGCUCAUUUGUAUCCCGAGUUAAUAUUCCUUUAUUGCCACUAUGAAGAAUGGGAUAACGCCGCAUUAACUAUGAUUGAGAGAUCCGAGGUUGCUUUUGACCAUUCGUCCUUCAAGGAGAUUAUUGUUAAAGCACCCAAUUUGGAAAUUUAUUACAAGGCCAUUCAAUUUUAUUUAAAUGAGAAUCCAUCAUUAUUGGUUGAUUUGUUAGCAGUGCUUACUCCGAAAUUGGACUUGCCCAGAGUAGUAAGAAUGUUUGUAAAGAGUGACAAUUUGCCAAUGAUCAAGCCAUUCCUCAUUUCGGUAUUGGAAAAGAACAACUCCGUGGUCAAUUCCGCAUACCAUGAUUUACUUAUUGAAGAAGAAGACUACAAAUCUCUUAGAUCAUCGAUUGAAAAUGAAUCAAAUAACCGGUUUAACAAAUUGGAUCUUGCAGAACGGUUAGAAAAACACGAUUUGAUAUUCUUCAGACAAAUUGCCGCUACAUUAUACGCCAAAGAGAAGAAGUAUAACAAGGCCAUUUCGAUUCUUAAGGCAGAUAAAUUGUGGUCGGAUUUGCUUCGCACUGUUGCUAUUUCAAAAUCUUGCAAGAUUGCUCAUGAUAUUAUGGACUAUUUUGUAGAAACUGGUAACCACGAAUGCUUUGUUGCAUUAUUGUACACCUCAUAUGAAUUCAUUGCUAAUGAUUACGUUUUGGAAUUAUCAUGGUUGCAUAACUUGGCCAAUUUUAUAAAACCAUACGAAAUUUCAAUAGUCUACGAAAACCAAAAGAAGUUGAAUGAAGUGUAUGCUGAUUUGCAAAAGAGGCAGAGCAAUGAAAGAGGCGAUGAAGAUGGCGGCAACGGUAGUGGCGCUGCGCCAUUAAUGCUUACUAAUGGUCCUAUGGGUUUCCAAAACACUGGAUUCUCCAAUACUAGCACUAGCGUUUUAGGGUUCCAAUCAACUGGAGCAGGGUUUGGCAAUGCUUUUUAA
Molecule: messenger RNA, 5037 nt
Organism: Lodderomyces oxycetoniae
Lineage: Eukaryota; Fungi; Ascomycota; Pichiomycetes; Serinales; Debaryomycetaceae
Gene: CHC1
Product: clathrin heavy chain
Exons: 1
Coding region: 1-5037 (1678 amino acids)
Biological process (GO): receptor-mediated endocytosis; intracellular protein transport; Golgi to endosome transport
Cellular component (GO): actin cortical patch; clathrin coat of coated pit; clathrin coat of trans-Golgi network vesicle
Molecular function (GO): structural molecule activity; clathrin light chain binding
Source: RefSeq, a predicted model, not a curated record